CCGCCCACUGCCUACUGCCCACGCUGUCCAACCUCAUGCUCUGCCUUCCCAUAAUACACCACCUUAAGCCCUCAUCUUUGCCAACGUGUCACUAGACCACCCUUAACCAUGGCGGAGAACAUGCCCACACCGGCAUCUCCUGGCACCGGGCGCUAUCCUGGCCCUGGCUUGUUGUCUAGCGGCACUUCCGACACGGCAGACGAUAGUGGACCGGAUCUCAGCGAUAGCCCUCCGGAGAUACGUAUGCUGCGCUGCAUUGAGCGGCACGAUAAGGAUUUCAGAGAAAAGCUCGACGUCUUGACCAGACUAACGAAGAUGGUCGCCCGCGACCACGCCAAGUCCAUCCGCCACUUGAAGAAGGCUUGCAUGGGAUACGCUCCCGGAAAUCGAAGCAACCAUCAAACACGACCCGCCCCAACAGCUCCUGAACCGACCGUCGAAGAAUCCAUCUGGGCUGCUCCACGGCAAGCGGAGGAAGCAACGGAAGAACAUUUCGUCGAGAAUUCAACAUCCAAGCAACUGACCUCCACUUUGAUCCCCCAGGACGUGGCAAACGCCGCAAUUGGAUCCCCUCCUCAGACAGUGUUACCGCCUGCCGCCGGCGACCCUCUACCUAAUGGUGAUAACCACGAGUUGUAUCAGCCUUCUCGCUUGGAGGAGCCUUCCGGAGAGGAACAUGAGAAUUCAAGUCUUGACGAUACAGACGAUGACCGUGGUUCAUCUUAUUCCACUGACGACGAUGAUCAUGAUAAGGAUAUCAUCCAUGAAGAGUCUCCCACCGCGGACGAGACCACGCGGAUUGCCCCUGCGGAAACGCAGCCUACUACUACUACUACUCCACCACGAAGAGUUGCCGCUCAAAUUCGACAAGCACCAGCAUCUCAACCUAGCAAAAGCUCUCAGGCGACUCGCGAUGGAUCUCGGCGUUGGACGGACGCUGAGGAAAACUUUAUGAUCGACACCAUCCAUGAUUUGAUGCAAGAACAAGACCUUGGACCGACAAAGACGUACAUGUGGCAACGUGCGUCCGCCAUUCUCAGCACGCGUGGCUACGAUCGCACCUUCCAACAGAUGAUGGCGAAAUGGUCUUGCGAUACUCGCCACAAGUGCGAAGCUCGUGGCUUGGCUUGGGCUGCUACCGUCAUGGCUAAACUCCCACACAUGGUGCGGAAGCGAAAGUCAUCACUAGGCGAUGCCGAAGGAGAGCGGGCCUCGGCAAGAGAUGGACAGCCAAAGGUCAAACGAGUCAAGAUCAAGUCUCAGAAGGUUCUCGACACUCAAGCUCAAGCGCCUGAUCAACUAUCGUCUUCAGCUCCUAGUCAUGUUCAGGAUCCUCAAUCAAGCCUGAAUGGACAAGUCAGGCCAAUGAAGCCAAAGAGAAGAUCUCGAAAGAACAUUGACGUUCACCCAGCACUUAGUCCUCGACAAGGCUUUACCACGAAAUUCGACUCAUUGCCUACAACAUCGGGAAACCAUAUGCGUCUGCGUUUCAUAUGGAGUCACGCCUCGAGUGACAUCGUGCAAGUGGAUUGGUCUCCAGAUGCGAAGUACUUUGCGGCUGCCAGCAACUCGAUAUUCGAUCCCUCGACAAACUUUAAGGACAAUCGUCCGGUCAAUUUGAUUCAUGGUUCACUGCCUUCCAAGACGCUUCGAGAGCUUCCUGAACAUCGAGUCGCUGGUAACGUCGACGCCGGUCAGCCAAAACACGUAUAUCAGACUGUCAGCGCAGUCCGAUUUGCUCCGACCGGCCACAGGAUCUACAGUGCUGGAUUUGACAACAAGGUGCGAGUCUGGGACGUGGAGGAUGAGGCUUUCAUCCACUGCAAGGCAGAAAUCCAAUAUCCGCAGCGGCUAGAAGUCGUGGACGUUGCCGGGGAGCAGAGCCCAUUAUUCGCCACUGGGACAGCAGGCGGACCCCGACCGAUCCGGGUCUUCUUUGCCGACUCUGACGUGGAUUCCCAGCCUCAAGAGAUCCAUUACCUUCGGGAAACAGUCCGGAAAGCAUUCCCAUACUCGCCGACGUGCCUCAAGUUCGGACACGCUCGUAGCCGCGAUUGGUUACUGGCAGGCUUCGGCAGUGAUACCGAGGGUGGGUUUGGCGAAGGCCUUACAGCAAUGUGGAAAUUCCGCGAGGCCUCCUGUGAACAGUUGCAUUCUCCCCGAGGAGAAACAUUCGUGUUUGAUUGCGCUUGGUCUCCUUCAGGUGAGCUUUUCGCCAUCGGAAGCGCAAGUGACGCGAUGUCGAGGGCCGACACGGCAGAGAAUUCGGUGGUCAAGUUGUACUCGCCGACCCAGCCGGACUCACUCGCGAGAUAUAGCUGUCGUGCCAAGGAUAUCAACGAUGUGACCAUUGACUACGGACUUGUCACAGCCUCGUGUACCGAUGGCUCGACGUACGUUUGGGACCAACGUCAGCCUCAAAAGCCAUUACAUACGCUGGCUCAUGGUCAACCCGUGAUGCAGCUUCUCCCUGGCGCAGACCGUGAGCUUGAAGAUGUGGGGGUCAGAUACAUCGAGUGGAGUCAUAAUACUGGACAAUUGUACACGGGGUCUAGUGACGGCUUCCUGAAGUAUUGGGACACACGCCGCUCGCCGGCUGAUGUCCUGCUCGAGGACCUUGUGGAUACUGGUCGUGAAAUCCUGUGUGGACGUCUUUCGCCCGAUCAUUCAUCCUUGCUGCUCGGCGACGAAGAAGGGCGUCUGCAUCUACUCAGCACGUCGAAUGGUCCAUCUCCGGAGGAGCAGUUUCAAUUCCGCGUGGCCGAAGGAUGGAACAAUGACAACUAGGGACUACUCUUACGGAAGGAUGAAAAGUGAUCAAUGAAGAGACCGGUCGGAAACGAAGACUGAUGAAUGUGUAGGACAAUAGUGGCAGGAACAGGAAUGGCAGGAUUGAGAUAUCUUUAUGGGCAAGAACAGAACCUUCAGGACCACUCUCUGGGAGGUAAUGUCAUGUGUUGCUGGCGCUCAACUUGCCACGGGGGCAUAAAGGUAUUUGGUGCCCUUUCCGAGCUUAAUAUUUGUGCGGAAUCGGCUCUUUUUUGCAUGGUUCGAGGAGAGCAGCACGUCGAUCAGACAAGGAAUGGCGAUGCCGGCACCGCCAUGACCUUCACCCUUUCUGUUGAAUGACUGGCCAGACUGAGGCUCUUUCAUAGUUUCAACGAGGACUGUAAUUUGCACUUGACCGUCACGUUGCCCCUAAUGUCCCAUGACAUCGCAGCAAUUGGGAUAAGACGAAACGCAUAUCUUGCCACGAACAUGGCACCUCAUGAACAGAGAGGAUGAUCUAGGAAGAGCCGGGAGCCAACUGAGGCCCGAGGCCUGACAAGGCCUGACGACAGCGUGGACGAG
This is a messenger RNA of Cladophialophora immunda, 3351 nucleotides long. RefSeq lists its product as uncharacterized. The record is from RefSeq and is a predicted model, not a curated record. Gene Ontology annotation, cellular component: TORC2 complex; TORC1 complex. The transcript has a single exon. NCBI's taxonomy places the organism in Eukaryota, Fungi, Ascomycota, Eurotiomycetes, Chaetothyriales, Herpotrichiellaceae. Gene Ontology annotation, biological process: regulation of actin cytoskeleton organization; TOR signaling. Gene Ontology annotation, molecular function: protein binding. Bases 109 to 2787 code for a protein of 892 amino acids.